CAAUAAAUCAGAUUGGCGAAGAAAACAAAGGGUUGGCAGUGGAUCUGAUUAUCUGAAUUGUGAAUGUUAGUCUUGCAUUUGCAUCAUCAGUAUCAGUAUCAGUAUCAGUAUCUAUGAUGGAAGCCCAACUGAAAGUGUUGUCGUUAAGCCCCUCUACUUUGGGUCGCCACUUUCUCUGCAAAACUACCUCACACCCUUCCCUUCCCUUCCCACGCGCCACCCUCACGCGCCCUCCCAUUCCUUCGAAUUGGAAUCCCCGCAGGUUCCUCUUCUCCUCUCUCACUUCUUCCCCAUCCCUCAACCCCUUUCUCUCUCACUCCCAAACUGCUGGUGGCGCCUUCCCUUGGAACCCGGCUUCCGAAACCCGAAACGCCGCGUUUUGCGGAGGCAAAGACCGCGUGGCCACGGUGGUGCUGUUGGGGUGGCUGGGAGCCAGAACCAAGCACCUCAAGAGGUACGUCGAGUGGUACAAUUCGCGUGGCAUUAACGCACUUACCUUCGUCGUCGACGUCAAGGAGCUUCUUCGAUUCGACCUCGGCCACGUGCUCGAGACCCGAAUCUCUCUCCUCGCCGACCACCUCGUUUCUUGGGUGUCUCGCGAGGAACACGAUGGGAGGGAACACUGUCUGGUUUUUCACACUUUCAGCAACACGGGUUGGUUUGUUUAUGGUUACAUUCUUGCCCGAAUGCUGGGUAGUGAGGAACUCAUGGAGAAGAUUAAGGGAUGCAUUGUUGAUUCGGGAGGAGGAGAACCUUUCAAUCCUAAGGUAUGGGCUGCUGGUUUUUCUGCAGCUAUAUUAAAGAAGCGCAACUCUUUAGGACCCGUAGUUGAGGUAGAAGGCAAGCUUAAAUCAGAGACUGAAGUUAGCUUGUCAAAGGUUCAACAAAACGAACCUUCCACAAUCGAAACAGUGGUCUUGUCACUAUUAGAGAAGUUCUUCUCAUUUGUUUUGCAGUUGCCAGAUGUGAAUCAGAGGUUAACAAGGAUUGUCAAUGUGCUCAUGAAACACCAGCCUUGCCCUCAGCUUUACCUGUAUAGUACUGCUGACAAAGUAGUUCCAUGUCAAUCCAUAGAAACGUUAAUUGAGGAGCAGAGGAAGAUGGGAAAGAGGGUAAGGUCCUUUAACUUCGGCUUAUCUCCCCACGUGGAUCAUUAUAGGACAUUUCCCGACCUAUACUUAUCACAGCUUUCUGAAUUUUUGAACGAAUGUUUUGCCACGAGCAAACAGAGAACUCACAAGUGUUAAGUUGCCCAUUAAAGUCUAAAGUUUUUUGCAUAGCAUCAAAUCCCUAAUGGGAAUGCUUCGUUUAGUUUUCCAAACGGAUGAGCGAUUCAUUAUCACAAGGACAAGGAGAGAAAUGAACAGUGGCAACACAUUACAUAAUACAUACAAGCCAUUGGCAUAAUACAUUGACUUGCCAACAGUGUCAGCCAAUUACACAUUGUAAUGAUUCUUUUGACGAUUAUUACAGAGAUCGAGUGACUAACGGAAAUUGAACAUAGCCAACUGAUGAGACCAUAGGUAAUCUUGUUAAGAUUGAUCAAGCAGUGUACUUGAACUUGGUUUUUUUGCAGGUGAUCCAUUUCCAUAAAAUGAUUAUAUCCACUAA
This is a messenger RNA of Glycine soja, 1611 nucleotides long. Its product is annotated as transmembrane protein 53-like. Bases 114 to 1247 code for a protein of 377 amino acids. Lineage: Eukaryota; Viridiplantae; Streptophyta; Magnoliopsida; Fabales; Fabaceae. The transcript has 4 exons. The record is from RefSeq and is a predicted model, not a curated record.